CACCACUUUAGGCCUGCCGCGGCGGUGCUUUCCGUAGUGGAAGAACAGCACAGGUUUACUUCGACUAAAUUUAGCAGUGACGACCGCGAGAAAUGGUUCAUCGAUGACGGCGGGAAGAGAGAGGUCCCGGAAAUGCGCCUCACAAUUCCCCGUGUGAAUGACUGACAGUAUUUUUAGCAGGUGUUGUCAUCCUGCCUUAUCGCGGUGUAUAAAGGGAAGACGCGCAAAAUGCAGUUGUACAGCAGCGCGCUAACACACUACCCGGGAUCAUCGCGGAAAUACAGAGUGACUGUCACAGCAGAGUUCAAACCGAGUCUGAACUCCGGGAAAGAAACCAAGGCAGAAGAUUCAGGCAGGGAGAAGUGGACACACGCGAAUAUGCCCGCGUUUUCGUGCUACGAGGCCUCAAUCAGGCCCGUUUUCUACACGUCCAAAGCGGAGAUUGUCAUUACAAGACCGGAUGGUGUGGAGAAGUGUGUCCCUAUUCAGAUCAUGAAGGAUCUGCACACCGCUGGAAAUACAUAUACAUACAGAGCUCCGUGUACAGAGGGGGACACUGAUCAGUCAGAUGGAGAUCUGACCACGAGUGCUUCUCCUGAUCAGAGAGUGAACAUUUCUGGGGAUAAGAAUGAGAUAACUCAGAGCAACUCACUCAACUUUAAUAACUUGUUAAGAAGAAAUGAUUGUAAUGAAGAGCUCCUGGUGUAUGUUCAUGACGAUGAGGAGGAAACUCCAAAAGGGUUUUCACAAAGUAUUCCGUUCAGUUGCAAAUGGGAAAACCCGUCGGAAGUAUUCCGAAGCCAGAGUAACCUGAAAUGUCAGCAGAAGGAUGAAGAAGAAAUGUCAGAGGAUCCAGUGUUACAGCUGCAUGUUCUCCAGGAGCCUGCAAGGAGCAAGAGUGACCUCAAUGAGAAGGUUAGCCAGUACCUGGCUGAAGUGGAGAAACAGAACAAAUACCUCCAGGGGAGAAAGAAGUACCGUUUUCAUAUAAUUCCAGAUGGAAAUUGCCUCUACAGGGCAGUGUCGAAAGCAGCAUAUGGUGAGCAGUCGAUGCACAGUGAGCUAAGAGAGCACACAGUGCAUCACAUUGCAGACCACCUGGAUGAGUUCAGUCCAAUUAUCGAAGGCGAUGUGGGUGAAUUUCUAAUCAGUGCAGCGCAGGAUGGUGCCUGGGCAGGCUACCCUGAGCUACUGGCCAUGAGCCAGAUGCUGAAUGUAAACAUCUAUCUGACAACAGGAGGCAGUCUGGCAAGUCCCACCGUCUCCACCAUGAUACACUAUCUGGGUGAGGAGGACUUGACAAAACCUGCCAUCUGGUUGAGUUGGCUGAGUAAUGGUCAUUAUGACGUGCUGCUGGACUGCUGCCUGCCCAACCCAGAGUAUGAUGACUGGUGCCUGCACACACAAGCACAGCGAAAACGUGAUGAAGAUCUUGCCAAGUCCAUGGCGGCUACUUUGUCCAAAAUGUACAUAGAGAAGAAUGGCCUUUAAGAACCCUUUUUUGUAGGAUUUGUAAUUUGCACAACUCAUUUCUAGUUCCAUGGUGUUUUGAUUUUUAAAGACUCAAGUGACUUAAAUCUUUCUUUAGAAAAUGGCUAUCCAAGUAGAUAUUUCUUAUAUAUUUAGUGCUUGUUGUUUUUGAAAAGCUCUGCAGACUGUAUAUUUCUGAACACAACACAACAUUGAUAUGGCACUGUUUUUUGUAAACCAAAGUUUUGUUAUGAGGUUGUUUCAAGAAAUGGUCAGACUGUAAACAAUAUACAGUCUCUCAGGUUCAAUUUUGAUUUAUGAUUUAAUGAAUUUUAAUUAAAAAAAAUUCUGCAUGAUCAGAGACAAUGAUCCAAAGAUGCUCUUUACUGUACUGAUGUCUUAUUCUCAUGCUGGUUUUUAUUUUUUUUUUUUUGGGGGGGGUCCCCCCCACACUUCUGAUUGAAGUGUUUUUCUUAUUCCUUUAUUUAUUAUAGCAUAUAUAUAUAUAUAUAUAUAUAUAUAUAUAUAUAUAUAUAUAUAUAUAUAUAAAUAGUAAAUGCACGAAUAUUGCCAUUGUGUACAUAC
Messenger RNA from Neoarius graeffei (lesser salmon catfish), 2055 nucleotides. Its product is annotated as OTU domain-containing protein 1. The transcript has a single exon. Gene Ontology annotation, biological process: protein deubiquitination. Gene Ontology annotation, molecular function: cysteine-type deubiquitinase activity. The record is from RefSeq and is a predicted model, not a curated record. Bases 229 to 1491 code for a protein of 420 amino acids. Lineage: Eukaryota; Metazoa; Chordata; Actinopteri; Siluriformes; Ariidae.